This is a messenger RNA of Closterium sp. Naga37s-1, 1857 nucleotides long. NCBI's taxonomy places the organism in Eukaryota, Viridiplantae, Streptophyta, Zygnematophyceae, Desmidiales, Closteriaceae. The record is from the annotation of a GenBank genome assembly.
AUGUCUUUUGAGGCGCCUCAAAAGGAAGGGAAAGGGAGUAAAGCGAAGAACGCUCCCCUUGCCGGACCUCCUCCUGCCCUUCUCAGUGACAGCCUUACACUUGAUCCCUCUCUCACCAUCCUGCAUAUGUUCCUCCUAUCUCCUCUUUCCCGCCGUUCCCCCAGAGUGCGCCACCCCUGGCCGGACCUCCUCCUGCCCUUCUCGGUCACGGCCUUCCCUCACCUCCGCAACUUUGUCACCAACUCUGCUGUGCGUGCCUGUGGGGCCAUCUGCCCCGCCCUCAGCCUCCCAUCCUUCCUGGGAGAUUCCCCAGGCAUAGUAGUAACCGAGUUCAACAUAAAUGUCGGUGAGGCCUGGGACUCCACGCUCCUGCUGCGCCAGCUGGCAGCGUGGCCCUCCCACCCGGCUCUCCUCAACCUCAACCUCUUCGGCUGCGCCUCCACCUUCUCCCACCACAGCGGCCCCGCCAGAGGCUCCGCCUCCUGCGACCCCAUCCCCACGCCCUCCUCCUCUGACUAUGCUGCGGCCGCUGCUGCUGCCGCUGGCGUGCCCACACUCAGUAUGGCCCGCGCGCUCACUCCGUUCUGGCGCCCCGCGUCCGUUCCCCGAUGUAGCAAUCUGGAAGGGAGCUAUGGGAAUGCUUCUGCUGGUACUGCUGUUAGUGGUGGUGGUGCGGUUGGUGGUGUGGGGAGUGGGAUAGGAGGAGGUGGAGUGCGGUCGGCUUGGGUGCGGCUGGUUGCAGGGGCGUGUGAGAGGGAGUGCACGCUUCCCAAGGACAGGUGCCCCCCGUCAGGAGGCAAGCCAUUCUCCCUUCCCUGCACUGCCUGUGUGCACGCGUGCUACGCCCGGGAGGGGUGGGGGGCGGUGGGAUUCGGUGGGGAUGGUGGAGAGGCGGUAGGAGGAGGGGAAGGAGUGGUGGAAGAACAGCUGGCGAGUCUGGGAGUGAACCGGCUGAUAGGAUGCUCAGGUCAUGAGCUAGGCUCUCUCUACCUACCUGACCAAACACCUGCCGCCGUCGCCGAUGCUGCUGCUGCCGCUGCUGCUGCCGCUGCCGCCGCUGCCGCUGCUGCUAGUAACUCUGACGUGGGAGACUCAGAGGUGGUCGGGCGGCCUCUUUUGGAAGUAUCUGCGGAAACAGUGCUGGGUGCCGACCGGGUGCACAUGGUAGAGUUUGGGCACGAGCUGGCGGCGGCAGUUGUGGCACGGCAUUUGGUGUCCUCUCUGCUGGCUCUUACCCCUCAUGACAUCAACCUGUACCUAGAAGAAGAGCAGCAAAGAGAGCAAAGGCAGUCCGGUCAACAACAGCAGCAGCAGGCUUGGACACACAUAAAGCCAGAGCGAGGGCAGUGCUUCACCACCAACUGGGGGGACUACCGGCAGAGGCACCGGUGCCCCAAGCUUGUUGCCAUGAACGGGCAGGUCUCCUUGAAAUCCCGCCAGCCUGGGUGGGUGCUGUACCCCUUAUCGCGCGAUAAAGAAGCUUUUAUGUCGCACGUCCCCAACGCUACAGUGACUUUUGCGGCUAAUGUGAAUCUACGAGCCGGAGGAAGGCUGGCUUUUCUGUUCCUGAAGGCGCAGGAUCUCGGGCCUGGGCUUGUACGCGUAGCGUGGGGGGGUGAGGGUGGGAAAGGUGGGGGGGAAGGUGGGGCGAUUGGACCGAUUUUGUUGAACUCAGAGGCAUGGAGAUCGCCUACAAGGGUUGUGGGCGGGCAGGUGUUGCCAGGGAUAGUGCCAAGAGGGAAGGUGGAGGUUUCAGUGACAGUGGUUCCCAGUGGUGGGAAUGGAGCUCCCGAGGGGUUUGGUGUAAUUGGCGUAUUUGUGUUGUCAGGGCUGCUUCCAGAAUCCAUGUUUUUAUGA